Rubroshorea leprosula is the source of this 2733-nucleotide messenger RNA. The record is from the annotation of a GenBank genome assembly. NCBI's taxonomy places the organism in Eukaryota, Viridiplantae, Streptophyta, Magnoliopsida, Malvales, Dipterocarpaceae.
AUCAAGCUACAAAACAAAGAGCAGCAUCAAAGUCUCUCAACACUCGCAAACAAAUAUAUAUAUUUGAAAAAUUAAAGGAUAAAAAUGAAGUCUUCCUUGGUCCAGAAGAAGCUCAUGGAACCUUUGGCUUGCCUCCUGCUGAUAAUACUCAUGUCAGGUUGUGUAGCUGCUAAAUGUGGAGCUAAGGGUGGUGGAAAUGCACCUCCUCCCCCUUAUGGUGGUGGGGGAGAUACACCUCCGCCCCCUUAUGAUGGCGGUCAUGGUGGAGAAGACGCACCUCCACCACCUUAUGAUGGAGGUCGUGGUGGUGAAGAUGCACCUCCCUCCCCUUCUGGUGGCAGUGGAGGAUGGACAUUUCCACCUCCCUUCCCUUCUGGCGGCAGUCCUGGUGAUGAAGAUGCACCUCCCUCUCCUUAUGGUCGUGGUCCUGGUGGCAGGGGAGGAUGGAUAUUUCCACCUCCCAAUCAUUACAAGAAUUGCAUGGGAGAACACAACUCCUCUCUCGGCAAAACCACCAAAUUCUCCAAAAAAACCUCUCCUUUCGUCUCUCAUGGAACAUCAUCUCAACGUCCCGACAAAACCCACCUUCUAUCUCUCAUUCAUGCCUCCAAAACCAUCCAUGAACUCCGCCAAAUACACGCCCAAAUCUUCCGCGGCAACCUUUUCUCAAGCAGCAACCUUGCCACCGGCUUGAUUUCUGCCUCUUCUUCUCUUAAAUGCAUUGAUUAUGGGCUCUCCGUGUUUUGUUUUUUCGACCCUAAGAAUUUGUUCGUUUUCAAUGGGUUGAUUCGCGGCCUUGCGGAGAAUUCGAGAUUAGAGAGUUGUAUUUCCCAUUUUGUUCUUAUGUUGAGGAUGAGGGUGAGGCCUGAUCGGCUUACGUAUCCUUAUGUGCUUAAAUCUGCCGCUCGUUUGCGGCUUUGUUGGCUCGGUAGAACUCUUCAUGGAAGGGUUGUCAAGUGUGGAGCUCAGUUUGAUUCAUUUGUUCGGGUUUCAUUGGUGGACAUGUACGUGAAAUUUGAGGAAGUGGGUUUUGCGCAGCAGCUGUUCGAUGAAACUCCUGACUGGAUCAAGAGUAGGAGUUUAUUGAUUUGGAAUGUGUUGAUUAAAGCGUGUUGUGCAGUGGGGGAUUUAAGCAAGGCUGUGGAUCUUUUCCAGACAAUGCCAGAGAGGAAUACUGCAUCUUGGAAUAGUUUGAUAAAUGGGUACAUGAGAAAUGGGGAUUUGGAUAGUGCAUCCAGGCUCUUUGAUGAAAUGCCUGAGAAAGAUGUGGUUUCUUGGACGACGAUGGUUAACGGGUUCUCAAAUAAUUGCAACCAAGAGAAGGCAUUGCAGAUGUUUUUUAAGAUGUUGGAGGAGGGUGUGAGGCCGAAUGAUCUAACUGUUGUUUCUGCUCUUUCAGCUUGUGGCAAAAUUGGUGCCCUUGAAGCUGGAGUGAGAAUUCACAAUUAUCUUAAACGUAAUGGUUUUCAGUUGAAAAAGGCAGUUGGUAAUGCUCUGGUAGAUAUGUAUGCAAAAUGUGGGAAUAUUGAGGCUGCAAGUAAGGUUUUUGUCGAGACAAAAGACAAGGAUAUUCUUACCUGGAGUGUUAUGAUAUGGGGUUGGGCAAUCCAUGGGCGUUUUCAGCAAGCUAUUGAAUACUUUAAACAGAUGAUGUAUUCAGGAAUAAAACCAGAUGGAGUUGUGUUUCUUGCACUCCUAACUGCAUGCACACAUGCUGGUCAAGUAAAUCUUGGGCUUAACUUCUUUGACAGCAUGAGGCUUGACUAUUCCAUCGAGCCCACCAUAAAACAUUAUGCAUUGAUUGUUGAUCUGUUAGGCAGAGCUGGCCGACUUGGUCAAGCUUUGAAUCUAAUCCAAAGAAUGCCCAUAACUCCUGAUUUCGUGAUAUGGGGAACACUCUUUUCUGCUUGCAGGGCUCAUAAGAAUAUCAAAAUGGCAGAACUAGCUUCAGAGAAGCUCCUAGAGCUGGAACCUAAGCAUCCUGGGAGUUAUGUUUUCUUGUCAAAUGUUUAUGCUGCAGUAGAUAGGUGGGAAGAUGUAGAAAGAGUGAGAUCGUUGAUGCAAACCAAAGGUGUUGAAAAAGAUCCAGGAUGGAGUUACGUUGAGAUUGGUGGCAAAGUACAUAGUUUUGUAGCUGGUGAUCAUAGUCAUAUGCAUGCAAAAGAGAUAUACCUAAAAUUAGAAGAAAUAGUUAAUGGAGCUAGAGAACAAGGAUAUUUGCCCGAAACUGGGUGGGUACUUCAUAAUAUUGAAGAGGAAGAGAAGGAAGAUGCAUUGGGAAGUCAUAGUGAGAAGUUGGCACUUGCAUUUGGAUUAUUUAGUGCUGCCCCAGGGACAACUAUCAGGAUAGUGAAGAACCUUAGAGUAUGUGGGGAUUGUCAUUUUCUCAUGAAAUAUGCUAGUAAGAUGAGUGAAAGGGAGAUUGUAUUGAGAGACAUUAAGCGAUUCCAUCAUUUCAAGAAUGGAAACUGCUCAUGUGGAGAUUACUGGUAACAUGGUAGUUACCUUGUACUGACAGCAUCUGACAUUAUGCGGGCAUUGUUGAUAGCUUGUGUGAGUUGAUUUUUUCAAUUUUAAAUUAAAAAUCCAUGAAUCAUAAUGACAUGGAAAUUAACAUAUGUCGUUAUGUACUGCCAGACAAGUAUAAAUUGAUGAGUUGGAUCUUUGUUGUUAGUUACGAAUAACACUUCUUUGUUGUAAAGAGAAUCAGUUUAACAAAUUUGAAUUAGUGUU